This is a messenger RNA of Colletotrichum orchidophilum, 732 nucleotides long. RefSeq lists its product as uncharacterized. The coding region runs from base 1 to 732 and encodes 243 amino acids. The record is from RefSeq and is a predicted model, not a curated record. Lineage: Eukaryota; Fungi; Ascomycota; Sordariomycetes; Glomerellales; Glomerellaceae. The transcript has 2 exons.
AUGGACUUCAUCCUCGAGUCCCGCGUCCCCAAGGGCGGUGGCUCCAGCGGCAGCCGCGGCGGAAGCAGUGGCAGCAAAUCCUCAAAAUCAUCAUCAAAGUCAAAGCCCAGCAAGAACAAGUACAAGGGCGGCCACGUCGGUGCCGCCGGCGGGGGCGGAGGAGGAGGAGGCGGCGGGGGCGGCUUCAGCGCACUUCCUCUCUGGGCCCGGAUCCUGAUCAUCGUCCUGAUUGUAUGGCUCGUCCUGUUCCUGGUCUCUCUCGCAUAUUACACGGUCAAAGAAUUCAAGCGCAAAAAGGAAGGCAAGCCAUUCCGCUUCGGCCACGUCCUCGGCCACGCCCUCCUCGUCUCGACGGGCCUCUGGAUCCCCGUCACGCUCUACAAAAAGUUCAUCUCCCGCCGCAAGAACACGUCCGGAGGAGGCGCCGAUGGCGCUAGGCGCUCCGCCGGCGGCGGCACGUACGCCAAGCUCGAGGAGGGAGGGGAGUCUGGCGACACCGGUAACCGAGACUCUUGGUACGCCGGGGCCGGGGCCGGCACCCACAACAACGCGGAUAGCAAGUACGAGCCCAUGGGCUACGCACCUCAUCGGUUCCAAUCACCCGCUCCUCCCCCGGCUUUCUCGGCCUCGGCCGGCACUGCCCCGACACCCACCGGCGCGGCGGCCGAAUAUUACACGCCGCAACCCCCUUCUCACACGGCGCCGACUCAGCACCCGCCCCAAUACAGCUAA